AUGACCGAAGGAUUUUGGCGCGGCGGCGACCGCGUUGAGGUGUUGCGACUCGUUUCCGGCGCGGCGGUUUAUUUCCCGGCGAGUGUGGUUAAUGCGUCGUCUAUGAGAAAGAAUCUCGUCUGGGUAGAGCACGAAUCCCUAAUGGUCGGAGGCUCCAAACGCAUGAAGGAGUACGUGCACCCCACGCGCAUCCGCCCAUCUCCGCCGCCUUUCGAAAUCAGCCGAAGCUUCGUGGCCGGAGACGAGGUCGACGUCUUCAUAGACAGCGAAGGUUUCUGGGUUAGAGGCAAAGUGACGGCGAAUCUCGGAAACUCAAAGUACAUUGUUAGGGUUAAAGGCGGAGAUGGUACGGAGACGGAGGCUAAUCGCUUAAACCUGAGGCUACAUCGUGAGUGGGAAGAAGGAAACUGGGUUCCAUCUCUUGAAUCGAAGACCAAAACUAUCAAACUGAAGAUAAAAUUCAGAAGGAGAUACGAAUUUGAAAAGGGUUCUAUAGUGGAAGUCAGAAGCAAAGAAGAAACUUUCAAUGGUUCUUGGUUCUGUGCUCGUAUAGUUAGUUCAUUGGGUGAUGAUAGGUACAUUGUUGAACACUUGAGAUUCAAAAGAGAUGGAGAUGAUUCAACCCCUCUGAGAGAUUUAGUACAAGGCAAGAACAUGAGACCUGUUCCUCCUCUAGUACAAGGCAAGAACUAUGAGCCAGGGGAAGAAGUUGAUGCUUGGUUCAACCAACGUUGGUGGGUCGGUAGGGUUUCAACAGUGGUCGAAAGAGGUUCUAAGUUUUUGGUUUACUUCAUCUCCUCUGGUGAAGAACCGACGAUCCCACAUUUCAAUCUGAGGCCUCACAAAGAGUGGAUCAAUGGACAAUGGACUAGUCCUAACAAGGAAGAUCCUCCACUAAAGAAGCGGAAACCUUGUGAGAGAGCAGAGAAAGUGUUUAACAAACAAUGGAGUAGUAGUAGUCUUUACAAGGAAGAUCCUCCAUUAAAGAAGCUAAAACGUUGUGAAAUAGAAGAGAAAGUGUUUAGCAAUGGAACGAUGGUUGAAGUUAGAAGCGAUGAGCAAGGCUACGAAGGCUCAUGGUACACUGCGAAGAUCAUAAGCUACUUGGGGGAAAACAGAUACAGAGUUGAGUAUCAAACGCUUACAACAGAGGAUCUUAAAGAGUUGUUGAAAGAAGAAGCAAGAGGUUCGGACAUAAGACCUAAUCCUCCUCAAAGUGCUUGUGAUCGAUAUGAGCUGAAUCAACCUGUGGAUGCUUGGUAUAACGAUGGAUGGUGGUCUGGUCGAGUCUAUAAGAUAAACAGCGACUACACAAGAUAUGUUGUCUACUUCGAAACGACUGAUGAGAGAUUUGUGUUUGGUUACAACGACAUAAGGCCUUGCCAUGUCUGGAGUAAAGGAAAAUGGAGUCGUGCCUAA
This is a messenger RNA of Thlaspi arvense, 1419 nucleotides long. Lineage: Eukaryota; Viridiplantae; Streptophyta; Magnoliopsida; Brassicales; Brassicaceae. The record is from the annotation of a GenBank genome assembly.